AUGACUUAUUCUAUCUGGAACGACUUAUGCAAACAACCUGUUAUUACAGCUUCCACUGAGAAAUACACAAAGCUUGUCACCAAUGCAACUACACAAUUGAGGCAACCCAUUGACUCCAUCAUGACAACUCUGAAUGAACGGGCCAUGGGGUUGUCAAAGUGCGCCAACUUCGAUGCUGCUCUUCGCGAUGCUAAUGCUAUGCAACAGCUAGCACAUUCUUCAGCACUCGGCUACUUACGUGCAUCCAGCAUUUACAAUGAACAAGGGAAACGGCGUCAUGCUGUCGACAUCUGCCACAAGGGACUCAAUGUUGUUGAUAUAAAUGACCCACACUAUGCUAUGCUGCAGCGAGCCAAAGACGAUGCUGAACACUAUGAGAGCAAACGAUUUGACUUUAUCAUGCAACUGCCCGUUGAAAUUGUUAUCACAACCCUUAUCCCAAUGCUAGUGGAUGAUACGCCUUUGGCAUCAUUGAAACCAUGCCCGUAUUUGCACGUGUCCAAUCUAUGGCGUGAUUUUAUUCUUCAACAUUCCGAUGGAUUGUGUUUUGAGACCGGAUACCACGAAGAAGAAGAAGAUAUGGAAAAGCGAUCGCAAUUGAUGAGGUUUUGUCGUCACAUCAAGUCAUUACAUGUUCGGCGAUACUCCAAAGGGCUCUGGCUGUAUCACUUAUUGAGCAACAACGACUUCUGCUCUCUGCGGGAGUUAUGCGUUGAUGACUUUUACAGCGUCUAUAUCGACGACCUUGUUCCAUUAUUGUUAUCAAUCAGCAGCACGUUGACCAAGUUGACAAUUCACGAGGGAUGGCACGACAUGCUUUUCUUAGUCGACAUAUUAACGGCCUGCCCCAAUCUGGUUUCCCUUACCAUGUCGCAGUAUGAUGGUGAGGAUUUGGGCCAUCUUCCAAGCCCAACAUGGCCGAAUUUGCAAACGUUUUCCAUUGAAUAUUCAAACCACGAGCUCACUCGGGAGCAGAUAGUACGCCUCUGUCAGUGUUUCCCAUCACUCAAAAAGCUGCACCUAUACCCAUGUCCUGAUCUCGAAUCAGCACUGUUGAUCUCACGAUACUACUCAUUGUUGACAAGGAUGGAACUUGAGGUUUACAUGGGCCAUGUGGGCGUGACGUACAUGAAUGAAAACAAUGGAUCGCACCACCUGGCGAUGACGAAGCUGUCGGUCAUUAUCCAGGAUUGGGACGACGAAGACGAUGUAGUGGAUAUGGCUCCUAUUUUCAGACAACAUCAUGCGACGCUCGAGGUCAUUGAAUGGAACAUGGAGAUUGAAAGAGAUUACGAAGGCCUUCACCACCUGACAUUUCCAUGCCUCAAGAAACUCUCGCUAUGCACUUCUGGAUCGUGGAUACUACGCAAUGCGCCUAUAGUGGAAGAGUUGAAGAUGGCGACCAUAGCCAUAAAUGAGGACCCCGCAAUGCUGAAUACAAUACCACCCCGAUUGAAAAGGCUCGAGUUCAAGUUUGAUAAUGGACGCCAACUUGAGAACAAAGAGGCAAUUGUGCAGUAUCUCCGCCGCGUCUCGCAGCAAUCUUCACUUCAUGAGUUUGGUAUCCGUGUCGAUUUCUCGAACACCUUGGGAAGUAUUCCUGAUGCGAUCUGUGGUUUGAACACGCUACAACGUCUCAUGAUCGGUGCAAAUGAGGAUUGGAGCCCAUAUCAAAUGGAGCGAUUCUUCACCAGCCUUGUGAAUGGGUGCCCUUCUCUAUCGUGCCUUGAAAUCGAUUGCAUGAACGCGCCAUCGACGUAUUCCUUAGAUACCUUAAAGCGACUUGAACGCCUAAAGCAAUUUGCAUUUUCGAUCAAGGACACGGAUGGAUAUGACAGCUUUUGGCAUUCGCUUCGAACCUUUUCACAACUCAAGUGUAUACAAAUGUACCCUGCCAAUGCAGUCAACAAGGCGGUCAUUCGAGAUCUCAAGGCGCACAGACGUGACAUGAAGGUGAUUGUCGAUGGAAUAUUCAAGCGCUUUUGA
Messenger RNA from Lichtheimia ornata, 1986 nucleotides. RefSeq lists its product as uncharacterized. The coding region runs from base 1 to 1986 and encodes 661 amino acids. The transcript has 2 exons. Lineage: Eukaryota; Fungi; Mucoromycota; Mucoromycetes; Mucorales; Lichtheimiaceae. The record is from RefSeq and is a predicted model, not a curated record.